Epinephelus fuscoguttatus (brown-marbled grouper) is the source of this 927-nucleotide messenger RNA. RefSeq names its product olfactory receptor 52E4-like. NCBI's taxonomy places the organism in Eukaryota, Metazoa, Chordata, Actinopteri, Perciformes, Serranidae. The transcript has a single exon. Gene Ontology annotation, molecular function: olfactory receptor activity; G protein-coupled receptor activity. Gene Ontology annotation, cellular component: membrane. The record is from RefSeq and is a predicted model, not a curated record. Gene Ontology annotation, biological process: G protein-coupled receptor signaling pathway.
AUGAUCAACUCCACACACUUCUCAUAUUUCACACUUGCUGCCUACUCUGACACCGGGCUCUUCAAAUACUUAUACUUCAUCAUUGUGAUGAUUUUAUACAUGUUGAUUAUCUGUGCCAACCUCCUGCUGAUUGUGGUUAUCUGUGUGAACAGAAGCUUACAUGAACCUAUGUACAUGUUUCUGUGCAGCCUGUUUGUAAAUGAACUGUAUGGUAGUACAGGGUUGUUUCCAUUGCUGCUGCUUCAGAUCCUCUCUGACAUUCACACUGUCUCUGCUUCAGCUUGUCUCCUGCAGAUUUUCUGUGUGUAUUCAUAUGCAAAUAUAGAGCUCUGUAACUUGGCCGUCAUGUCUUAUGACAGAUAUCUGGCUAUCUGUUAUCCUCUGCAGUAUAACACACGUAUGACAUUGAAAAAGGUCGCAGUGCUGAUUGCUGUAGUGUGGUUAUUUCCAGUUAGUAAAGUUGCGUCCAUGAUAUGUCAGACUGCUAUGUUACAGAUGUGUGGGAACAUUAUUCCCAAAAUGUAAUGUGACAAUUACUCCACUGUCAAACAGGCAUGUUCUGACACAAUAGUGGACAACAUCUCUGGCAUUAUUUACACGUUAGCCAUAGUACUAGGUGCUGUAGGUGUAAUCUAUUAUACGUAUGUGAAGAUCCUUAAAGUCUGUUUCUCUGGUUCUAAACAGACGAGACAGAAAGCCGUCAGCACUUGCACACCUCACCUCGCCUCUCUGCUCAACUUCACCUUCGGCUGCUUCUUUGAAAUAAUGCAGGGCAGGUUUAAUAUGAGCAGUGUGCCCAACACAGUACGAAUAUUUUUAUCCUUAUAUUUUCUGACAUGCCAGCCGCUCUUUAACCCUGUAAUAUACGGACUGAAACUGUCUAAAGUUAAUACCUUACGUAAACAGCUUGUCUUGGGUAGAAUGUAA